This is a messenger RNA of Daldinia vernicosa, 1467 nucleotides long. Its product is annotated as yippee. Lineage: Eukaryota; Fungi; Ascomycota; Sordariomycetes; Xylariales; Hypoxylaceae. Gene Ontology annotation, cellular component: ubiquitin ligase complex. The coding region runs from base 665 to 997 and encodes 110 amino acids. The transcript is spliced from 3 exons. The record is from RefSeq and is a predicted model, not a curated record.
CGCAAUACAACCUAGACCAGUUCCACAAAGAUAAAUCAAAACAGGUAGUUACGCGGUAAGAUAAACUACCCCAUACGAAAGUUGCAGCCCAUGCCGCAUUACAAUACCACGUUAGCGGGGUAAGGACCUACCUACGUAACCUCUCCAGAUGACGACCUCAACCCCGAAAGACUCCACAUCACGCCUGCAUCAUGAGGCUGGUUUGUUCCUACAUAAACGCUUUGGUCUUUUCGUAAUUCUUCCACUGUACAAGCUACUAUGCAUUUCGGCUGCCAACAUCUUUUGUAACUAACUGGAGUAAACAAACAAAGAAAUAGAGCCAAUAAGAUCGAUCUAUCUGGCCUUCGGAUUUGGUCCUUGCGCUCACCGUUAGGCAUUACGUUACGUUUAUCGCUCCUCUCGGAUACAGACGUCCGCCCCUCGUAUAUACAAUACACUAUUAUUGUAUAUCUUCGCCCAGUGCCAUCGUCAGUCAACCUCGAAAACUCGCGAUACUUACUCGAUCAGCUCGUUUAGCUACCUAGGUACCUACCUACACAUCGAUCGAAAAUCAAGGACCUUUUAUCGGAAUCCUUUGUCGGAUCGGAUAUAUCGGUAAACAGAACUAGGUAACCUACCUAACCAACGGAACACACGCGGUCGGCGUGGAUAGAUAUCGGCCGCAAUGGGUCUUGCGUACAACACGUAUCUUGAUAGUAACAAAAUAUAUGGAUGCAAGAACUGUAAAGCCCACCUCGCGAAUCACGAAGAGAUAAUAAGUCGGAACUUCCGCGGGCAGCACGGCAAAGCCUACCUCUUCAACACGGUCGUCAACGUGGACGCGGGCGAGCCGUCGGAGCGCAGCAUGACGACCGGCCGGCAUAUCGUGCGGGACAUCACGUGCAAGCAGUGCAAGGAGACGGUGGGCUGGAAGUACGACCGCGCCUACGAGUCGAGCGAGAAGUACAAGGAGGGCAAGUUCAUCCUCGAGGCUGAGCUGCUGUGCAAUGUCAGCUAGAUAUCUGGUCGCCUUUCUUCCCUCGAUCGAACUUGGUCGGAUACAGCAGCAGCAAUAUGACGAGUGAGGACGGGUAGGAUAGAGAAAGGGGCGAUCUAGUCUAUUUUCAACAUGGGUAUGCAUUGCUUGGGCGUUUUCGUGGGUUAUCGCAGGCGGGUCCGGUGUGGUCUAGUUUGCGUGGUGGUUUUAGACGGGCAAGGCAAGGGUCCCGCCUCAUGCGAACGUGUGUACAACGCGCAACCCGGCAUCAACGCCGUAGAGGUCUUCGAGGGGUUGGGCAGAGAUCUUCUUCCCCUUACGUUACAAAGCUUCUUUAACGGGGCGUUAUACAGGUUGAUAGAUAGUCCAGCAUCUUAAAUUGUUGCUUGCUUUAGAAUGCCUGGGCCCCGUUUACUAUUAACUAACUGGUAUAAUUACCUAGGUUAGGUACUUAUAUAGCGAUGGUACUAUUAUCCUAAAGUUGAACCUCA